Messenger RNA from Helicoverpa zea (corn earworm), 1698 nucleotides. Its product is annotated as peptidoglycan-recognition protein LB-like. Gene Ontology annotation, molecular function: zinc ion binding; peptidoglycan binding; N-acetylmuramoyl-L-alanine amidase activity. The coding region runs from base 229 to 957 and encodes 242 amino acids. Gene Ontology annotation, biological process: innate immune response; peptidoglycan catabolic process. Lineage: Eukaryota; Metazoa; Arthropoda; Insecta; Lepidoptera; Noctuidae. The record is from RefSeq and is a predicted model, not a curated record. The transcript is spliced from 5 exons.
UUGUAGGGUGAAUUAUACAUUUAUACGAACCAACAUUGUGAUACAGACGUACUAAAACGUGAACCUUAUUAUGGGAAACUAGUGUUGUUAUAGGAAAAACUACGUUUGUAGGAUAAUUUGUGGUCAACGAUUAAGUUGUAGGUAUAUCUUGCCUGAAUCUGGUGUUUGUGUUACGUAUUAAUUAGAUGAACAGUAUAGACCGUGCCUCAUGGCUGCAGUGACCAGUGAAUGAUGAUGCUCCGUGUGUUUCUGCUGAUUUGCGCGUGCGCUAGUGUGUUAGCCAUGCCGAGUGCUUUUAGUAAAGUCAAAUACAACUUCCAUCUUCAACUUCCAGAUCAAUCGCUAGAAAACGAAGUCCACUCAUACAAUUUUCCCUUCGUGACCCGCGAGCAAUGGCAAGCUAGGCCCCCAGUGAAGAAGACGCCCCUACAGACACCGGUACCUUUCGUGGUGAUCCACCACUCGUACAUACCAGCAGCCUGCUAUGAUAAGGAACAGUGCUGUGCAGCUAUGAGGAGUAUGCAGAACUUCCAUAUCGACGAUCGGGGAUGGUGGGAUAUAGGAUACAGUUUCGCGGUAGGGAGUGAUGGUGCAGCAUACGAGGGCCGAGGGUGGGAGACGCUGGGAGCCCACGCGCUGCACUUCAACACCGUCAGCAUUGGCAUCUGUCUCAUCGGAGAUUGGAGAUUUGAAGUCCCUCCAGCUGAGCAAAGGAAGACAGCCAUGGCCUUAAUAGCUGCCGGGGUAGAACUUGGCUUCAUCAAGCCUGACUACAAGCUCGUUGGUCACCGCCAAGUUCGUGCCACCGAGUGUCCUGGAGACGCACUCUUCAACGAGAUCAAAACGUGGGACCACUACUCUCCCUUCCCUAACUCGCAUUUGGAUCUACUUAGCGUUGAAGAGAUACCAGACUUUGUGAAAGAGGCUAUUAGAAAUAACGGUACUUUGCCGGUUUAAUGUAAGAUUGUAGUUUUAGGUCAAUUAUAUUGUUAGGAUACCUAAGUACCUUUCCAUUUCUUAUUAAGAAAAAACAUAAUUUAGUUUUUCAAAAAUUUUAGAUUCAAUAAAUGUUAGCGAUAUUUCUAUACCCAGUCUAGGAAUAGUAUUUAAUACUCUCUCUGUAUAAUAAUGUACACGUUUACCCACGCCAUAAUGAUAAAUGCCACAGUAAUAUGGUGGGAUAAUAGUUUUAAAUGCUGCACCACACUGUAUUGUUCAGGGUAUUGUAUUGUUAUGAUGUAAGUUAUUUUACAGAUGAUUUACAGAUUUACAAUGCGUGUCUUUUUUGUUCUAACCUAUUCUACCUCAUUGUGUGAAGAGAACUGUACUGAGGAAUUCAUGUCACCUCUGUCGUAUACUUAUUUAGGUAGCGCGUACUGCACUAUAAUUUUCUUAAACUUUAUUCUGCUUUUCUUUAAAGUUGUAAAUAUAUGUUUAAGUAAGAAGAUCACCUCUUCCUAUAAAAUAUUUUAUACAUACGAUACCUAUGUAUGUAGAUACGUAAGUCUGCGUAUUAAUUAAUAGUAUGUUUAUUAUUGUAUAAGUGUGCAUUCAUAAUUAUUUAGUUCAAUAUCAUAUAUAAUUGCUUAUUCGUCCUAUAUCAGUUCCUGUAACUCAGUUACAUAGGCAUGUUAAAAGUAGGUAUAAUGUAAAUAAAAAACAAAACGAUUGUAAAUAAAUCUUUAUUAAUUAGGUAAA